This is a messenger RNA of Spea bombifrons (plains spadefoot toad), 13873 nucleotides long. It is a transcript of the gene DNAH14, whose product is annotated as dynein axonemal heavy chain 14. NCBI's taxonomy places the organism in Eukaryota, Metazoa, Chordata, Amphibia, Anura, Pelobatidae. The record is from RefSeq and is a predicted model, not a curated record. Gene Ontology annotation, biological process: microtubule-based movement. The transcript has 85 exons. Gene Ontology annotation, cellular component: dynein complex. Gene Ontology annotation, molecular function: minus-end-directed microtubule motor activity; ATP hydrolysis activity; ATP binding.
AUGAACAUCAACGAGCAGAACCCAACACGCGCAGCAGAACUUCUCUCCCGACUGCAGCUCCGACCGGAGAACUCUGAUGCGCUCCAGAUGGUCUCCAGAAAGAGUCUGACUCAUAAACAAGCUGUCAUCGCUAAUGGAGUCAACAACGCUCCAGUUUUUAUCCCCAAACCACCAUCUGGAAACCUGGCCAAGUUCCCCGACCCGAUCGAUACCUCCGUUUACAGAGGAGACCGGCGGAAAAAAGGGCUCGGGAGGGGAAAAGGGGAGAAAAUAGAAACCAACGUGAGGCAUAAAAAAGGCCCGAUAAGCAACACCGGCCCCGAGAAUAUAAAGCCAGACCCGGACAGAAGAACGAGAGACGUGAUGGAUAAAACAGAAGACAAAGCCCCCCCGAGACCGGCCCGGCUGGCCGGAGAAAGUCAACAAGAUACUGAUGAUGACAGCGCCAUAUCCCACAUCAUUAAACUGAGAGCUAAGCUUGGAUGGGAUACAGAAUUACACGAGGACAUGUCGGAAACCCAGAGCGUGCCGGCUUACAAAUACAAAAGGCUUGUAGAGGAGAAAAAAUCCUUUCAAGAGGACAAAGGGGAUUUUUUUUACUGCCUCCCCAGAGAUUACGAUAAUCCUAGCGUUCGGUACGACCCGUAUGAUCUCCAGGUCGUUCCAGCGGCCACAGCUGUUGAUUCCGGCUCGUACUGGACUAUAAGCGCAUCACACGUCUGUAAGGUACACACGGCGUCGGAGGGAGAGAUUAUGGACGUUGCGCCUCUCAACGAGUGGAUACAUGAAAGGGCAAAUUACCACGCAAUCAAGGAUUUCAAAGUAUUUUCGCAGUGCAGGUUAUGGAAGGCAUUUGCAGUUUGGAAAAGAAACGUGCGCAGAACUAAGACGAAUAACAGCAAGGCAGUGAUGCUCCAGCGGCUGUAUUUUGCAGACGAGAUGUUUCAGGGAUGUCUCCUGUAUCUCCAGUCUAUGUGCCAGGACGCUGUGACCAUACGGGGUGACGAUACGUGUGAGGAUAAGAGGAUUUUGUUAGUUAAGCUUGAUGAGUUCCGUACCUACUCCCUGGAAGAGUUCUGCGAUGUCCAGUCCCAGUCCCAAUUUAUCGCUCUUGAAAAAAUCCAAGCACUCAGAGAAAAAAUUGUUCUUUUAAUCGCCCAAACGUGUCUGAAGGUGGCUGAAUUCGAAGGGAUGGGACACCUCUUUUGUGUCGAAGGCGCCAUCACCCCUAAAUAUACUGAGCUGUCCAACUGGCGAAGACUGCAGGAGCGGUUCGGGAGAUUUUUUAACCUUACAGAUGCCAUCUUCCAGGAGAUGCUUCGAUCGCUGGUGAUCAACUCUGUAAACACGCUGCUAGGAUUCCUAGAAGCCUCCAAUAAUGUGACUUCAAAGGACGAGAAAAAGAAUACAGAAUCUGGUCAGGAACGAAAGCAAGAAGGUGGAUAUUCUUCAUUGCUUAUAAAGGAGGAGAAGCCCCCUGAAAAGAGAGCGCCACCGCACCCGGCCCUGUCUGAGUCUGAUAUUGUUAAGGUGCUGAGUGACAUCAAAAGGAACGUCGAAAAUAAACAGGAGGCAGUGGCGGUGUUUGAAGUGAACCUAAUCCUUAACUCUCAUCAUACCGAGCCAGGAGAGCUGUCUGUGCCAUCCUCAGCUUCCAAAACCGACAAGCCAGACACGGAGGGGCACGCCGAGGAGCAACACGUAACUUUCACGCUAGAACCUGGCGAAUCAUCGCCUGUCUGUGUACUCCCAACAAAAAGCGAGUUCGAAGCAGGCAUGAAAGGCAUUGUGAAUGGAAUGGAGCAAACAAUAGGUAAGGUUGUUUCUCUUAGCAAGGAGCCUCGUCUUUCCAUAUUCGGCUGUCACAUGACCAAUAUUAAUAAUGAAGGCUCUCCGAGGGACCCUAAAUGGAGCUCAGCGAGUGGUCAACCUACCUGGCCUGACUGUGAGCUGCUUCUUGGGCUGGACUCAGAGUAUCAAAGCAAGGUUAAGGACAUUGUCUCAAUCGUUUAUCUUUCAAUGAAAGAUGUGGAAACCUACAGUGAACAUUUUAUCCAAUAUGGCGCCAUGGUGGGCACAGCUCAGAAAGUGAAAAUUAAAAUUGGCUCACAACAAACAGCCUUGUCUCCCGACGAUUUCCGGAACGUUCUCUCGAUGCUUAAGGACUUUAUCAGCGAAUGUAAACGGAUGAGUACGGACAGACGGAUCCGCGUUUUUAGAGUUAAAAGUCUGGAAUAUCAGACGGAGUGCCUGCAACAUCUGCAAGCUGCAGUGGAUAUGAUUCGUGAAUCCUUGCCUGAUGUGGCGUAUGCAAAGAAUAUUCAACUUUUGGACGUCAUCCACAAAGCACUGAGAAAGCUUAGCAUUGACCUAACAGGUGUGGAGGACUUCGUCGAGCACCUGACGUUCCUUGGUCAAAUAUCUUCCGAGCUUCCAUCUCUAGAGAAGAUGUACAGCACCGUUAUCCAGCUGUAUUCUGUGGCAAAAGACUACAGCGUGCGCAUUUCUUCUGAAGAGUUGGCCUUAUAUCAAAGCCUCAUCCCGAGCUUCCAACACCUCAAAUCAUCUGUCCUAUUCUGUGAAGCAAAAAAGGAUGAGGGCAUCGUCAAAUUCAGUGGGGAUUUGGACAAGUACAUCUCAGACUUGCACUUUGAGUUAAUGGAGCUUAAGACCAAGGUGAGGAACCCAGUACUGCUUCAGAGUGAUACAUUCCCACCGGAAGCUAAAGAAAUAAUCUUAAUGCUCCUGGAAGAAUUUGACGUUCUUGCCAGCAAAGCCCGGUGUUACUCGACCUACCAAGAGCGCUUUGGAAGUUCAAUGACUCAGAUGAAAGCUAAGUUAGCGGAUGUGCUUCAUUCCCAAAAGAGCUCAGCCGGGGAGGUCAGCAGCCACACGGUUAACGCAGAAAUCACGGAAAUCGAGUGCGACUUGAGUUUGAGAAAGCUCCUUUGGGAAUCCGCGGAAGAAUGGACCAAACUCUCCGCGGAAUGGAAGCUUACUCCCUUCGAUCAGCUCAACGUAGAUGUCAUACAGAGGGAUGUUAGUCGAUUCAGCCAUACGUUAUUUAUGCUGGAGAAAGGUUUGCCGGCAAAUGACAUUGGGUCAAGGUUGAGACAAUCGCUUCUGGAGUUCAAACAAAGUUUACCUGUCGUGGUGGCUUUAAGGAACCCCUGCCUCCAGGACAGACAUUGGGACGCGAUUCAUAACGCCAUCGGACGGCUGAUCACUCGGGAUAAGGGCUUAACAUUGGGAAGUCUUUUGGAGCUUAAGAUAUUUCAGCAUAAAGAUAAAAUUAUUGAAACCUCUACAACUGCUACGAACGAAGCUACCCUGGAGGGGAUGCUGAACAAAAUCAUUAGUCUUUGGAAUAAAACCGAUUUUAAGUUGACUGCGCACAAGUCUGAACUUUCCGAAGUACCGAUUAUUGCGUCCGCCGAAGACAUAACGGCUCAGCUAGAGGAAUCGCAAGUCAUAAUUUCAACAUUAAAGGGCUCCCGCUACACCGGACCAAUUAAGAACGCAGUUGCUGAAUGGGAUCGUAAGUUAAAUCUCUUCUCUCGCACAAUGGAGGAGUGGAUGAUUUGCCAAAAGAAUUGGCUUUACCUGGAACAAAUCUUUCUUGCAUCUGACAUUCAGAGGCAACUCCCGGCCGAAGCAAAGCUGUUCUCCCAAGUAGAUCGUUCUUGGAAAGAGAUAAUGAGCCGUACCAUGGAGCGCCCAAAUGCUCUUAGAGCAGCCACCGCUCCGGGCGUCCUGGAAGUUCUACAGAACAACAACGCUCAUUUGGAGAAGAUUCUAAAAUGCCUGGAGGACUUUCUUGAAAUUAAGCGCAAGGUUUUCCCAAGGUUUUACUUUCUCAGCAACGACGAACUUCUUUCCAUUUUGGCCGAAAGCAAGAACCCCAACGUUGUCCAGCCCCACCUGGUGAAGUGUUUCGAGAAUAUAUGCCAUCUAGAUAUUGAAUACCCUCUAAAAAGCCCCCCAGAGGUGGUGUUGAUUUCAUCUGCGGAAGGAGAGAAAGUUCCCAUGCCUAAGAAUGUGCGGAUAAGAGGUCCAGUAGAGCAAUGGUUGGGCAAUGUGGAGAGCAACAUGUUUGACAUGGUGAAAAGACUUGUAAAAAUUGGAGUCGCGGAAUGGGGUCAGUUGGAAUUUAAGAAAUGGGUUCUCGGUCACCCAGGUCAAGUUGUCCUCGUUGUGAGUCAAAUAAUGUUCAACAAAAACUGUGUGAGGGGCUUUGGCUGCGCCGAGCCAGAGAAAGCAUUACGCAAUGUUCAUGCCGACAUGGUGAACCAGCUGGGGGAGCUGGCCGAGAUGGCAGCGGACAUCCCUCUCCUCCACCAGAAGACCACCGUAGAAGCCUUACUCACCCUGUAUGUGCACUGCCGGGAUGUUCUAGAGGAAAUACAGAAGAAGAAAGUCUUUGAUCCAGAAGACUUUGAAUGGAUAAGACGGCUCCGGUACGAGUGGAACGAGCACAACAACUCGUGCUACGUACGCCAAGGACGUGCCUCGUUCUUCUACGGCUAUGAGUAUUUGGGCUGUUCCUCCCGCCUGGUUAUUACGCCCCUCACCGACCGCUGCUGGUUGACUCUGACCACCGCUCUUGACCUACAUCUCGGAGGAUCACCGGCAGGACCUGCUGGUACGGGGAAAACGGAAACCGUCAAAGAUCUAGCCAAGGCUUUAGGGAAACAGUGUGUCGUUUUUAAUUGUUCAGAAGGCUUGGAUUACAAGAUGAUGGGCAAGUUUUUCUCGGGAAUAGCUCAGUCGGGAGCCUGGUGUUGCUUUGAUGAAUUUAACCGGAUUGAUAUGGAAGUUCUUUCAGUAACCGCAUCACAGAUCCACGCAAUUAAAGCAGCUAAGGACAGUCAAGCCAUGAGGUUUGUAUUUGAAGGAAGAGAAAUCCGUCUGAAUCCGUCUUGCGGAGUCUUUAUUACCAUGAAUCCGGGAUAUGAAGGUCGUGUUGAGCUUCCGGAUAACCUGAAGUCACUGUUUAGACCCGUCGCGAUGAUGGUUCCGGACUACCAGCUCAUUGCAGAAAUCAUGCUCUUCUCGGAAGGUUUCAAGGCUGCAAAGUCCCUGUCUGGAAAACUGGUUAAUCUGUAUCAGCUGGCCAGCAAACAGCUCUCCCAGCAGAAACAUUAUGAUUUUGGAAUGAGAGCCAUAAAGACGGUUUUAGUAAUGGCCGGGAAGAAGAAGCAAGAAUUUGGAUCCAGACAAACUGGUGUGAGGCUGACCGCCACAGAAGAGUCACUUGUAAUAAUGAACGCCUUAAAAGAAGCAAACUUGCCUAAAUUUUUGGCUGAAGAUGUCCCGCUUUUUGAAAACAUUAUGGCGGAUCUGUUUCCUGGAAUAACAAGUGAAAAAACAAACACCGAGAGAUUAGAGAAAGCAAUAUCCUUAGCCACGCGUGAAUUAGGCUUGCAGCCCUGGGACAGUCAGCGGCAGAAGGUCAUACAGCUCUAUAAUCAGAUCGGGGCUCGUCAUGGUGUCAUGUUGGUUGGCCCCACCGGAGGAGGAAAGACGGCUGUCAGAAGGAUUUUGGAGAAAGCGUUGAUAUACUUGCCUUCAAUGUCCAACGGAAGCACCGCUUCAUUUAACAUGUCUAAGAAAGGAAAGGUGGAAACCUUCAUCAUCAAUCCAAAGUGCGUGACUCUCGGAGAACUGUAUGGCGAUAUCAACCCCAACACCAUGGAGUGGUCGGACGGGCUCCUGGCAUCAGCCGUCAGAACCUUUGCUCAGGAGGCAUCCAAGGACAGCACCAAGGAGAGUUUACAGUCUGUUAGCAAAGACAAUUUGGAGAAAUUAACUGAAGAUUCCAGACGUAGCAACACAAGAACAAAUGAAGAUUCUGUAUCACAUCACUUUAAAAGUGAGAGCCCUCCUGACUGGUACUGGGUCAUUUUGGACGGUCCCGUUGACACAGCGUGGGUAGAAAACCUAAACACGGUUCUAGAUGAUACAAGAACGCUCUGUCUGGCCAACGGUCAGCGGAUCCGACUACCGCACACAAUGAGAAUGAUAUUUGAGGUCGACAGCUUGUCGCAGGCGAGCCCGGCCACCGUCAGCAGAUGUGCCAUGGUGUAUAUGGAUCCAGUUGAUCUGGGGUGGAAGCCCUUCGCUAAGACCUGGAUGGCUCAGCUAUCUUCCAAAGUACCAGCGCGGGGUGUGCAGUACCUGGGCAGCUUACUGGAAAGGAGUGCGGAAGAAGGACUCAGGUUCAUCCGCAAGCGCAAGACAAGUCUGCCGUUCCCUGUGCAGGACAUCGGGAUCGUGAUGAACCUCUGCAAAAUUCUAAACGCUUUCAUUGACUUCAUGAGCACAAACGGCGGCUUCGGACGCGGUAAGCCGCGGACCCUGGUGGGACGAGAACGGGAGGGGGGGUACAAAACUUUUGGAACGUAACGGAACUUUACUUCUAGGGAGGACUCAAGAUGGUUCCUGGAAAAACAUCCGGAUCGACUGACCUCACUCCUAGGAAAGCUCUACGUGUUCGCAUUCACUUGGGCUUUUGGAGGAGUCUUAAGAAGAGAGGAUGAACAAGAGGGGGAUUUGCUCAUCGGACUGAAGGCCAAGGAUGAGUCCUUAGUCAACAUAACUUACGACUUCAGCAGCUUUGUCCACGACUUGUUUGAGGGCGAUCAGGCCGAUGGAGUUCAGAUGCCUUUGGGCGAAAAUUCAAUCUUCAGCUAUUUUGUCGAUCUGCAAACUGGAAACUUUGUGCUUUGGGAGAAUUUAAUCCCCGCCACGGACUCUUUAAUUCGGAAAGAGACGCUGUUGUUCUCGGAAGACGGUGCGGCAGGCGGGAUUCCACGCGAUCGCAGCCAAGGUCCGGCACUCCCGGAGUUCAUUCCCACCGUGGACAGCGUGAAGUAUUCUUUUCUAACCAGCCUGCUGCUAACGAAUAACCACCCGGUGCUCAUCGCAGGCGAUUCUGGAGUUGGAAAAUCGAUGUUAAUCCAGAACAUGCUCAGGAAGCUCCAGAAACCCGGCGGCCUGUCCGUGAAACCUGGCACAAUACUAGGGGACAUUUUUCUGUUUAACGAAUCCAGAAAAAUAAGUCUUUUGCAGAAUAUCACAUCUUUAACGGCGAGUAGAGGAAGCGAUGACAGUUUAGCUCUCGGUUUAGAUAUCGAUGGACACCUUGUCGGAACGGCACCAGAUGAACGAUUGUCUGCCGCGGAGAGAAGAUCUCGGAAGACGAAGCAAUUGAUCGUUUCGACCGUGCAGUUAGGAGCGCAGAGCACCGCUGCCCGACUCCAGAGCCAGAUCCUCAAUAAACUCAUGAAAAAAGGCAGAGAUGUCCUCGGAGUUCCGAAGUCUAAAACGGUGGCUGUAUUUAUCGAUGACCUAAACAUGCCAAAUACUGAAGCGUACGGAGCCCAGCCGCCGCUGGAGUUGAUACGGCAGUUUUUAGAGCUCGGGGGGUUUUAUGACACCAAGACUCUUACCUGGAAGAAUGUUCAGGAUGUCUCUAUGAUCGGCGCCUGCGCUCCCCCUGGUGGAGGGAGGAAUGAGAUCAGCCCUCGUCUCCUGAAACACUUCUGUAUGAUCGUCCUUCCUCACCCCUCGGUGCAGGCUCUGCAGCAUAUUUUCCAGGUCCAGUUGGGUUCCUUUCUGCAACACAAUAAUUUUUUAGCUGAAAUCCAGAAGUGUCGAGAUAUUUUAUCUUCUUGCGCAAUAGCCAUUUAUUACAAGAUGUGCCAGAGCAUGCUGCCAACGCCAGCCAAAUGCCACUACACCUUUAAUUUAAGAGAUCUCUUUAAGGUCCUGCAAGGACUUCUUCAGGGCAACAAGUCGGUUAUUGUCACAAAGGAACACGCAGCUCAGUUACUGUCACAUGAAGCCACACGUGUGUUCCAUGACCGUCUCGUGGAAGACAAAGACAGGGAAGUCUUUUAUCAGUGUCUGUCGGAUGAGCUUCAUAAUUAUUUCAAGAUUUCUUGGUCUAAGGAGAAGCUCAUGAGAGAGCCCGUCCAGUUCGCGGACUUCGUAGAGAUGAAUACAUCCAACAAAUCCAGGAUUUACCGACCCGUCACCAACCAGAAGCUGCUGGUAUCCAGACUAGAAGAAUAUCGCAUUAAAAUGAAAAUCGGUUCCGCAAACUCAGGAAGCGCGUGGGUGUUCUUUAAAGAAGCCGUCGAGCAUAUUAUAAGAGCGGCCAGAGUCUUCAGACAGCCGGGAGGUCACAUGAUGCUGGUUGGCCUGGAUGGCACGGGAAAAAUAACCAGUGCAGCCAUGGCUUGCUACAUCUCAGAGUGCGAGCUCUUCCGGUUGUCCCUAACUCAAAAUUAUGGCCAAUCAGAAUUCAGGGAAGAGCUGAAGAAAGUUUACAAGCGGACGGGAGUUCUAGGAAAGAACACGGUUUUCCUCAUCACCGACGCUGACUUGGUUAAGGAUUCAUUUUUAGAAGAUAUAAACUGUAUCCUGACCUCCGGAGAGGUUCCAGACCUUUUCGACAAGGAAGAGCUGGACGGGAUAUUUGUGGAUCUGAAGGCAGAGGCAUUAGAAGCCGACGUGUCGGACAGCGCGCAUUCAAUGCUGGACUUCUUCCUGCAGAGAGUCCGUUGCAAGCUUCACCUGGUCCUCGCGUUGAGCCCCGCUGGACACGCUUUCCGCGAGCGCUGCCGCUCACAUCCUUCCAUCGUCAACUGCUGCACAAUCGAUUGGUACGACGAGUGGCCCCAGGAGGCUCUCUUGGACGUUGCCACCAACCACGUCACACAACAGGAUCUGGCGCAGGAUGACAAGGAACUCCAGAAUAAUAUCGCCAAAGCGUGCGUUGAAAUUCACAAGAGCGUCUCGAUAAAAGUGUCUCAAUUUCACGAAGAGACGAGAAGACGUUAUUACAUCACACCUCAGAACUACCUGGGCUUCAUCGGCGCGUUUUCCCACAUCUUAAAGACGAGGAAAGAAAAGCUUCUGACAGACAGGAACCGCUUUUUCACUGGUUUAUCUAAGCUUUUGGAGGCAGCGGCAUCCGUUGAAAUCAUGCAACAAGAACUCGUGGCUCUGGGACCCCAAAUAGAACAAAAAACAAAGGAGAUAGAAGUCCUGAUGGAGAAGCUCCGGAAGGACUCUGUGGUGGUGGAGCAGGUCCGAGCUAUUGUUAAACAGGAGGAAGAAGUUAUGGCCGAGGAGACAAGAAUCGUUGAACAGUAUGCCGAGAACGCCCUGCGUGAGCUCAGUGACGUCCUCCCGGCCUUGCAGCAAGCAGUGACCGCGCUUGAUUCUUUGGACAAAGCUGACAUCUCCGAAGUAAAAGUUUAUACGCACCCCCCCUUUCUGGUGCUGACCGUCAUGAAUGCAGUUUGCGUUCUUCUGCAGAAGAAAGCAGAUUGGGCUACGGCCAAACUCUUACUCGGAGAUCCGGGGUUUCUAAAAAGAUUGGUGAACCUUGACAAGGACAGUAUCCCAGAUAAGGUCUUUACAAAAUUACGACAAUAUUCACAGAAACCAGAGUUUAACCCCAAGAUUGUCGGCUCCGUAUCGAACGCCUGCCGUUCCCUGUGCCAGUGGGUAUUGGCUCUGGAGCAUUAUCAUCAAGUACAGAAGACGGUGGAGCCAAAGCAGCGUCGCGUGGCAGAGGCCAAGGAAGCCCUGAAACUUGCGCAGGAACGGCUGAAACAAAAACAGAAAAGUUUAGCAGCAGUUGAAGAACAUCAGCAGUUAUUGCAGAGGCAGUACAGGGAAAGCGUGUCCGAGAAGGAACGUCUGGCACAUCGUAAGCGCCUAACCGCAGACCGCUUGAAGACUGCCGGCAUGUUAAUAACAGCUCUGGAUGAAGAGAAGGUGAGAUGGAAGGAGUCAGUCGACAAGUUAGACCUGAGGCUGAAAGGCAUCAUGGGGACGGCCUUGGUUUCCGCCGCGUUUAUUAUGUACUGCGGGGCGUUCACAUCCGAGUAUCGGGAGAAGCUCGUGGACGAAUGGCUGCGUUUGUGUAAAUUGCACGAGAUCCCGGUGUCUGAUGACUACUCGAUUAUUAAAGCGAUGGCUUCCGAGAAUGAGGUCCAAACGUGGGAAACAGAAGGUCUUCCACCUGACCCAUAUUCAACCGAAAAUGCAAUUCUGGUAAAGCACGGGCAACGUUGGCCGCUCUUGAUUGACUCUCAUGGUCAGGCGGAGAAGUGGAUCUGUCAGAUGGAGGGCGGCAGGCUGCAGAUAGUCCAAGCUUCUGAUCCUGGCUACAUGAAGGCCAUAGAAAAUGCAAUGCGGCUCGGAGAACCCGUCCUUCUGCAGGAUGUCCCGGAAAACCUGGACCCAAGUCUGAAGCCUGUUUUAGGUAAACAAACUCACAGAAGAGCUGGACAAGACUUUAUAAAGAUCGGUGAUUCUGAAAUAGAAUACAACCACAAUUUUAGGCUGUAUAUGACGACGUCGUCUCCUAACCCGCACUUCCUACCAGCGGUUUGUAUAAUGGUCACUAUGAUCAACUUCACUGUGACAUUUAAAGGUCUCCAGGACCAGCUUCUGUCCACAGUUGUUGCGCAUGAGCAACCAGAACUAGAGCAACAGCGCAUUCAGUUACUUGAGAGCAUCGCCGCCAAUGAGUUCACACUCCAUGAGCUGGAGGAGAAGUCGCUCACCCUGCUACAGAAAACGGAAGGCCACUUGCUGGAUGAUUUGGACCUGAUUGACACUUUGCAGAAAUCCAAAAUGACUUCAAGGGCGAUAGCUCAGCGGAUCGACGAAUCUAGGAGAACCGAAGCUACCAUCGAGGCGGCUCGUGGAGUCUACCUCCCAGUCGCCAAGCGGGGGGCUGUUCUGUACUUUGUGGUGGCCGAUCUCAUUCACCUGAAUUAUAUGUACCAGUUUUCCCUGCACUGGUUUCGCCGGGUCUUUGUGGAGUCCAUGGGAGCUGUGAACAUACCCCAACCACGGAUAUCGUCUUCUGGAGCUAUUCGUCCCCGGAGCCGGGAGAGGGGGGCACCGGAAGCGUCACGUGUCCGAAAUGAGGACAUCCAGAGCCACCUUCAAAACAUUAUGGAUACAUUAACAGGAAACGUCUACAAGAUUGUAUCGUCCGGGCUUUUCACCAAACACCAGCUCUGCUUCGCGUUCAUGCUAAGCACCGGCAUCAUGAGGAGCAGCGAUGGCGCAGAACCAGCGGGGAAUACCCAGGAACCGCUGCCCAAUACAGAGUGGGAGUUCUUCUUGCACUCCAUGACACUGGCGGCCAGCAUGAUGGACAAAAAGCCGCACGCCAAAAUCAAAGAGAGUGAAGGAGUAUCGGAGGACUCAACAAUUACCGACGACAAAGAGCAAAGCAGACGUACGUCUAAAGAUAUAGGUUCUUGCGACAGACCCCCAGAACCUUGGACGGAGUCCAUGUGGAGACAGUGUGAAUACAUGAGCUCAAACCUGGAGUCCUUCUCAUCGCUAUGCGAGUCUCUGUCAUCCAACCCCGGGCAGUGGGGAGCGUUCUCAGAGGCGGACGAUGCGUAUCGGUUUCUACACAAGCCGUACCGAGAUGUUACGGUCACCGAGGAGACCUCAUCCAGAGCAGAAAUAAUAUUUAAAUGGGAGGAACUUUCCUCUUUUCAGAAACUUAUUUUGAUUAAGGUCCUUCGGCCGGAGUGUUUAAUAAGUGCUGUCCGCGAGUUUGUUGUUGAGAAGAUGGGACCUCGGUAUGUUCAGGGCAGGAGGAUGAACCUUAAACAAGCUUUUGAAGCGUCUACACCCUGCUCCCCACUAAUCUUCAUUCUCUCCUCGGGUACGGAUCCGGUCGGUCAGCUGGAACGGCUCGCUCUGGAGACGCGGGGCAGCACAAUGCAUUUGGACAUGAUUUCCCUGGGACGUGGUCAGGGAACCAAAGCCGAGGAACUCAUCAUCAAGGCCCAGAGACUGAAAGGCCGCUGGGUGUUCCUUCAGAACUGCCACCUGGCGGCUUCCUUUAUGCCCAGACUGCAGGAAAUUGUCAACAGAUUCGAAGUUAAUAGCGCUUCCACAGACCCACAGUUUAGGCUCUGGUUAAGUUCCAAGCCUGACGCCGCCUUUCCAGUUUCCAUUCUACAGAAAGGUUUUAAGGUGGCCGUUGAACCCCCUCAAGGCCUCAAAGGAAAGCUGCUACAGACUUUUGACAGCAGCGGAACCGGGGUGGUGACAGAAAAGAUCUUCGAGAAAGAAGAGAGGGAACCGCACUGGAAAAAGCUGCUGUUCAGCCUGUGUUUCUUUAACGCCGUAGUAAAUGAAAGACGAAAGUAUGGAGCCCUGGGUUGGAACAUCCCAUACGAGUUUACAUCGUCGGACCUUGAGGUCUCGGUUCAGAUGCUUGGACUGUUUAUGGAGGGGCAGAGAGACGUCCCGUGGCAGGCCGUGCGAUAUCUCACCGGGGAAGUCGUGUACGGAGGCCGUGUGACCGACUCCUGGGACCGCCGCUGUCUUUUGACCAUCUUGGACAACUUCUAUAAUCCGGACGUGUUACAGGAAGACCACUCUUUCUCCAGUGAUAAUGUGUAUCGAUCACUGCCAGACGGGGCCACACUACAAGAUUACAUAGAUUACCUGGGGUCUCUCCCUGACGCCGACUCCCCUGAGAUCUUUGGGAUGCAUCCCAAGGCAGAGAGAGCCUACCAGGAAUCUGAGGCCGACGCGUUCCUAGAGCUGGCGAUCCGCUCGCAGUCCAGGAUCAGCGUGGAGCACACAGCAGACAGAGCUGAAAAAAGCAACGACCAGAUAGUCCUGGAGAUUAUUUUGCAUAUUCUUAAUGUAUUGGGACAGACAGUGGAAGGGAAAAGCACAGAGAAUGCCCCCGUUAAUGCAUCCGGGGACCGGGUUACUCUGGCUUCGCUGUUAGCGGAUCCUGCCUGGGAAGAACUUGUCAGAUCAGCCAAAGGAUUUGAUCCGCUGAUUAACUCUGCGUUAGUGACAGUUCUACAUCAGGAAAUUGACCGCUUUAACCAUCUGUUGUCCGUCAUCCACGUUUCGCUUCGCUCUCUACAACAAGCGAUCAGAGGAGAGAUUAUACUCAACAAAGACCUCGAGGAGGUUUAUAACUCUCUGCUGAGCCUUAAAGUGCCGGUGCGCUGGCAGAAAUGUGCGUAUGAGUCCUGUAAACUGCUGGGUUCCUGGGUGGACGAUCUUGUGCAACGACUUGAGUUUUUUGCAACAUGGGCCAAGAAUUUCCUCGAGCGCGUUCAGGAGAGAUUUAAAUACUCCAGACCAAACUCUUCGCAGAACCAAGAGAAUCUCGACGUUCCCAGCUCGUUCCUCAUGGAGCAACCAAGCGCCUUUUGGCUCUCAGCGUUUUUUUUCCCACAAGGGUUCUUGACGGCCGUUUUGCAGAACUACGGCCGGGUGAAAGGAUUAUCAGUCGAUUCUCUGUCCUUUAAACACCUCGUCCAGGCAUCACCAAGCGACUCUCCGGAAGCAACUAGAAGGCAAAAUCUACUCUCUACAGCUUUUAGCCAGGCGUCCCCGACACCCAGCGAAGGAGUUCGUGUUUUCGGUUUAUUUCUGGACGGAGCCAAGUGGGACAUUGAGAAGCAGACACUGGCAGAAUCAGACCUUCAGCGCAGGUUUUACCAAAUGCCUCAAAUACACUUCAUCCCGCAGAUGAUUUAACAGAAUAUCGAUGGAGGGACAGAGACUGAAUCACGUAAUGAGGAGCCGUUUUACACGUAUGAGUGUCCGUUAUACAGGACCCCAAAGAGAGCCGGAACACUUUCCUCAACGGGGCUUUCCACUAAUUUUGUCACCGCUGUUAAGUUGCCCACUCGGGGCAAAUCUAAGCACUGGAUCCAACGGGGGGCGGCUCUCCUGUGCCAAAUAAAUGACUAGGAGAAAACUAGAAACCUGAUCUUACUCUGUUAUACAGGCCAACUGUAACAUCGUCUAAAUGUAAUUAAAAAUCUGCAUAUCUCAUCAUACAAAA